CAAACAUAAAACGCAAAAGAAGACAGUCGGAAAUAUCAACCGAGUGAUUGCGAAGUACAGUGCGUUAUAUCUCCACUUUGCAAACAUGGUGGACUGCUAAUUUAAAGUAGAAACAGUCAUAUAAUAUCGUGAAAGAGCAAGCUGCGAAUAUGACAAAUGUGUACUCUUUCGAUGGCAUCCUGGUAUUCGGACUGCUGUUUGUCUGCACCUGUGCAUACCUCAAAAAGGUGCCUCGCCUCAACAGCUGGCUCUUGUCUGAGAAGAAAGGAGUGUGGGGCGUCUUCUACAAAGCUGCAGUAAUUGGGACACGGCUUCACAUUGCUGUGGCGCUUUCCUGUUUGGCCAUGGCUUUCUAUGUUAUCUUCUUGAAAUGAUAAGAGUCAGACUGAACUGGAAAAGACUGGAGGGGCGCAGGCUGGGGAUGGACUCGUCUCUGUGGUUAUGUGCUAAUCCUUGUGGAGGGAUGCCGCUUGGAUUACACGUCUGAGGAAACCCCAUUGGCCUUGUGGACCUAUGUGAAAUACUAGGCUAGUGCUGCCCCCUUCUGGUGACUGGGCACAGCAACUACCCCCUAAUGAUGUGUGUGCACUACAGACCUGAAGGGCAUCCUGAAUCCUCUCCACAGUUAUUACAGAGGAGAGAGGCUGUUGGCUCACUUGGUAUCAUUCUGUUGGGUAAUACUGUUGGUUGUCUUUGUCCACACCCCAUGAAUCUUUUUAUUGAAGGAUGCAGAAGAUCGAAAGGCGGUGCGUGCAUCAAACAUUGUGUGUAUACCACCUAAAAUUAGCUUAGCUGUAUAUAUAUUUAGAAAAAGAUAUGACCAAUAGAGAUUUUUCAGAGGUUAUGAGAGAUCAAACUGAUGAUUAAUUCUGCUUGCUCCCAACUAUGCUGUUGUUUCUGUAUCACUUGUUCGGUCAAGGGUGGAGGGAAGAUAAACAAAUCUAAUAUAUGAAGAUGUUCUUGUGUACAUUUGUAUUUUAUGUUUUUUUUUUGUUUUUUUUUUUUUGCACCUCUCAUCUUUUCUUAACAGUGCUUUUUGCAUUAAACUUUGGUUUAGAUUUUAAAUACACAUUUUGCACAGAUGAAGAAUUUUCUUUGACCUCUGAUACUACAUAACAUGGUUUAAAUGUCAAAACUUAUUUCAAAUUGAACUGUAAGACACACUAUCUCAGUUAUAAAAGAAAUAAUUACUCAACAUAUUGUGAAAAUUAUAUAUCAGACUUGCCUGAAGAUUUAAAUGCAAUGCCAAAUAGAGAUGGUGCUUUUCAUGCCAUCUUAAUAAUACUACUGUUAAUCUGACUUUAAUGCUGCCACAUUAUUUUUUUGUUUUUUAAAAGAAGAAGUUGUUUUGGAAGGGGGUGCAUUGGAAUUUUGAGUAAAACAGUCAAACAA
Scatophagus argus is the source of this 1392-nucleotide messenger RNA. RefSeq names its product transmembrane protein 167B (gene tmem167b). Bases 150 to 374 code for a protein of 74 amino acids. NCBI's taxonomy places the organism in Eukaryota, Metazoa, Chordata, Actinopteri, Scatophagidae. The record is from RefSeq and is a predicted model, not a curated record. The transcript has 3 exons.